CCAUCGGCACUACGAGGACGACAACGAAUGGGGCUGCGGCAGCUGGCUGGAGUACACCUUAGUGGUGGUGCUGUCCAGCGUUCUCCUACUGGGCUCCCUAGGGCUGACCCUCUUCUGGGUCAUUCAAUAUAGGGGCGGGUUCGCGUGGCGCGAGGACCCCAAACGCCAGUUCAACCUGCACCCUGUUCUGAUGGUGGCCGGCUUCAUCACGUUCAGCGGCUUCUCGGUGCUCCUCUACAGGAUCUGCCGAUGCUGUAGGCGCAUCUACGUCAAGUUGCUGCACACCGUGUUCCACGCUUUGGCCAUUCCGUGCGUCGCCCUCGGGUUCUUGUCCGUGCUGGACUCGCACAAUUUGGCCCAGCCGCCCAUUCCGAACUUCUACUCGCUGCACAGCUGGAUCGGAUUGGUCACGAUGGGCCUGUUCGCCAUCCAGUUUGUCGUCGGCUUCUUCAGCUUCCUGAUUCUGCUGUGCUGCGAAGGGGCGACCGCAGGGUUCAGGGCGGCGCUGGUGCCGAUUCAUGCGUCCUUCGGACUGACCACCUUCGUGUUGGCCAUUGCCGCCUCGGUCACGGGGUUGACCGAAAAGGCCCUGUUCACACUGGGGUCACAUUAUCAGCACUUUAACGAAGAGGGGAUGGUGAUAAACACGAUUGGUGUCAGUUUGAUCGCAUUGGCCAUCCUGGUGGGGUACAUUCUGCAAAGGGACGAUUUCCGAUAUCGAGCUCACAUUCUGAUCCGAUCCGGCGACUUGUAGAAGCGCCAGCGGUUCACAUUCAAAGUGUUCAAAUGUUGUGCGCAGCUCAGGCCGCGCCACUCGGACACUCUCAACUUGUUUUGCGCUCUCAGUCCCACUCACUGGCGCGGUCUGGGCUGUUGCGAUGUUGCCAAAGUUGUUGGGCCCCAACGCCAGCGGCAGCGGGCGAAUUUUGCAAAAAUAUCCCCAGUUGUCUUUAAAUCGGUUAAAGAUAAUGCGUGAUUUAAAGAUAACUCGGCUGCAUCCACAGCUGGACCAAAUUGCAACUUGUCCAAAAAGUAUCUCUAAUUUUUAUCUUUAAAUCUCCAUUCAAUCUGAUUCAAUAGGUGAUUUAAAGAUAACAGUUUUAGUUUGGGAACGUUCAGAUCUAGCAUUUCCCAGGACAAGCAAAAGAAACAAUCUUUAAAUCGGCGUAAAAACCUGCUUGCAACAGUUGAUCGAAUGUCAAUUAUCUUUAAACUGUCUUUGGUUUAGAGCCAACACCCGUGUGGUUGUCUUUUGACUGAUUUUUGUUUGUGUCAAGUUUAGAGAUAAUUACAAUAAAAAUUCAAAGAUAAUUGAAAAUUCGCUAUUGAAGCUCAGUUGGGCUCAAACCUCAGUUUGGACUCGACUGUCUGAGAAAAUCUCUAAGUAUCUUUAAAUCUCCGCCACCGUCACAAAUCCGCUUGGGUUUUGAAUUAAAUAUUCUCAAUCAAUAUUCAGAAAUCCAAAGUUAAAUUAGAGAAAAGUUCAUGGCUAAUCAACGCAAACUCAUCAAUCGAACUGUCUUUAAUUUAUCUUUCAAUUUGAAUUUUUAAGGCUAAAAGCAGUCAAAACUGCAACAAGUUCAUAUCUAAAAUUCGGUCUAUAGCGAAAUAUUUUUGAAUUAUUUCCACUGAAGCAGGUUUAGAGAUAAUUUUAAAUCGCAAACCAACGGAAAUUUAAAGAUAAUUUCCGAUGCAAAAUUGAUUAACUGACUGAAGUGGUCUUCUGCAUUCAGCUGCACAAUUAAUCAAACCGUCAGCAAAUUAUCUUUAGUUCGGCCAUAUUUUGGGGCUUAAAACAAAAACUUGCUGUAAAUUUAUCUCUAAAUUUUUCGCGAGGCGAUUUCAACUAAAGCAGCUUUCAAUCGUCCCCGAUUGAACUGACAAAUGAACAAUCAACUUUAAUUAUCUCUUUUUUAUCUUUAAAUCAUCCUCCAUUUGAAGUUGCACGCCUUAAAAUUGACCCUGAAAUUUCUUCAAAACGCCAGUGGUUUUUAAGAUGCUGAUUUUUUCAUUUUAAUCUGCAAUUAUCUUUCAACUUGCCCAGGUUUAAAGAUGGCCCAACCAAACACCAAAAAACGGUUUAAAUAUAAUCAAAAUCUGCUUCAAAUUGACCCUUGAGAUUCUUUCGAUUUGCUUAAUUUUUUUUUAAUAUGCAAUUAUCUUUAAACCUGCGCAAAUUGACCAAAAAAUAAUUUACAGAUAAUUAAAAUUGCGGGAUUUAUUGACUUUUUUAAUGCAUCCGUUGAAUUCAAUUAGUCAACCACCACUCAGUUAAUUAAAAUUUAUCUCUAAUUCAACUUAUCUUUAAAAUUUUAAGCAGUCAUUGUCUUAAGCUAACCCAAAAACUGCUUUCGCUGCAAUUCAUCUUCGAUUGGUCUAUUAAGGUGCUUCCAAAUGCCAGUGGCGUUUGAUCUACUGUAUCCAGGGCUGAUUUAAAGAUAACCCAAUGAAACGACUAAAAAUCGAUUUAAAGAUAGUUAAAAUUCCGGGAUUUAUUGACUUUUUGAAUGCAUCCGUUGAGCUGAAUUGCUCAACGACUAAUGAAUUAACACUCAAUUAAUUCUAAAAGUAUCUCUAAUUCAAAUUAUCUUUACGCUUUUAAGCAGUCAAGUUGCCUUAAACUGAAUCCGAAAUUUUUUUCGCUGCGAAUGAUUUUCGCUUUGCUCUAACUGAGGCAAAGAACAGAUUCAGCAACCAAACGGCAAUUUAAAGAUAACUUUUCAAACUCAAACAAUUUCCAAUUUGUCUUUAAAUCCACUUUAAUAUGGGGCUGAAAGGAGUGAAGAAGUUUUAAAAUUAUCUCCAAACUUACUUGUAUGGUGAAUUUUUCCGAGUUAAUGCCCCUGAGGCUGGUUUAAAGACACUUUUGUCAAACGCCGGUUUAGAGAUAAGCUUACAUCGAUUUUUUAAAAUUGCUCUUUGGCAUCUUGCGCAAUUCGCACACAUCUAACUCAUUCCAGGUAUCUUUAAAUCAGCUUUGAUUGAAUAAAGUUGAAUUAAAGAUAACUUCGAUCAAAAAAUCAACUCAGAUAACAAUAUGUUAGCAACUUUGAAACACAGAUCCUUUCUGUUGAGAUUCAGUAAUCAAAAGGCGAUUUAAAGAUAAAAAUGUUAAUUUUAAAGAUGUACCGAAAACCCUCGUUGAUUCCUCACUACAAGCAAAAAAACUAUCUUUAAGUCGGCUCUAAUACCUUCAUGCUACAGUUGAUCGAAUGUCAAUUAUCUUUAAACUGUCUUUGGUUUAGACUUAAACCCGUCUGAUUGUCUCUUGACUGAUUUGAUCUGUGUCGAGUUUAGAGAUAAUUACAACAAAAAUUUAAAGAUAAUCAAAUUUUCGCUAUUCAUCAGUCGGCUUCAAAUCUCAGUUUGAACUCGAUUUAUCUUUAAAUCUCCUCAACCAUUCCAAUUCAGCUGAGUUUUGAAUUAAAGAUAGUCAGUCAAAACUCAGCAAUCCAAAGUUAAAUUGAAUAAAAGUUCAUGGCUAAUGAACACAAACUCCUCCAAACUCAUUAAUCGAACUGUCUUUAAUUUGUCUUUAAAUUUGCAAUUUUAAGGCUACAAGCAGUCAAAACCGCAAAAAGUUUAUAUGUAAAAUUAUGUCUAUUGCAAAAGAUUUUUCAAUUAUUUCCACUGCGCCAGUGAUUUUCGAUCGACUGCAUCCAGGGAUCGUUUAAAGAUAACCCAAAGAAACCAUCAAAAAGUGAUUUAAAGAUAAUAAAAACUUCGGAUUUAUUGACUUUUUAAAAACAUCCGUUGAGUUCAAUUGGUCAACUGCUGACUAAUUAACACUGCAUGAAUUCUAAAAGUAUCUCUAAUUCGACUUAUCUUUACACUUUUAAGCAGUCAAGUUGCCUUAAACUGAAUCAAAAAAUUGUUGCUCAAACUAAGGCAGAUUUAGAGAUGAACAGAUUCAUUUAAAGAUCAUUUCUCGGACACAAAUAAUUUCCAAUUUAUCUUUAAAUCGACUUCAAUAUGCUUAUCUUUAAAUCGACUUUAAAAAUACUUUUGUCACACGACAGUUUAGAGAUGAGAAUGGCUUGAAAGCACAGGGAUUUUUUAAAUUGCUCUUUGACUUCACUCGCGCAGUUCGCACGUAACUCAUUCAUUCUAGGUAUCUUUAAAUCAACUGAACAAAUUAACGAAUAAAGUUGAAUUAAAGAUAAUUUCGAUCAAAAAAUCAUCUCAACCUGAAAGUCAAUUAAUGUACGUAAAAAUCAUUAUAUUAAAAGUACAAAUUAUCUUUAAAUUUAUUUUAAUUUCUACAUUUGACUAAAACCAAGGCGGGAUUUAAAGAUAAUGGGGUCUAUUGAUGAUUUAUGCGCUUCUGGGCUUCCAACUCAGUAACAUCUUGUGUCAAUUUGCUUCCUGAAUGAAACUCUUCCCAAUUUAAAGAUACUUUAGUUAUCUUUAAAUCCCCUUUGAAUGCCUAAACUGGUACUAAAAACAGCGCGAUUCGCUGAUAUAAAGACCCCAAAGUCAAAUGGAUGCAGUUUCAACUAGAGUUGGAAGUUGAUUUUUAACUGUAAAUCCCCAUCAAACAAUUAUCUCUAAAUCACAUCUUUAAUUCCUGGCGAUUUAGUUGUUUUUUUGUGCAAAAUUGGCCCCUUGGACUUCGAAGCAACGCAUUUCAACUAGUCCUAAGCGAAAUCGAAUAUUGUGUUUUCCCAUUUUAUUUUAGUGUUAUUUUUUUAGGUUAAACAGUGUUUAUAGAUUUAUUUUUGUAUACAGUUUUAUUGUUUAGUUGUUUUUGUGUUCGGCGUUUACUGUAGUUUAGUGGUUUGUUGGCCCGCAUUUAGGCGGCCACAGAUUCGGCGCCUCCAGCGCCCCCCUGUGGCUUUGGCUCAAUAAAACGUCAAUUUAG
Dendroctonus ponderosae (mountain pine beetle) is the source of this 4861-nucleotide messenger RNA. RefSeq names its product transmembrane ascorbate-dependent reductase CYB561 (gene nemy). NCBI's taxonomy places the organism in Eukaryota, Metazoa, Arthropoda, Insecta, Coleoptera, Curculionidae. The record is from RefSeq and is a predicted model, not a curated record. Gene Ontology annotation, molecular function: oxidoreductase activity.